UACUAGACUUUCGCGUGUGAGCGAAGCAAUUUCGCGAAAAGGUCUAAGGUUUACAAUCUUCAUAUGAAUGAUGCUCACCGCCUCGCAUAGAGCAGAUUUUGAUUCGCAUCGCAACUAUAAUUAAACUACGCGGCUGAAAGUCUCGCAGACGCGCGGACUCCCAAAUAAGAAGGACUUUGGCCUUUAACGCAGGAGUAAUUCCUUGGAAAUGCCGUUCAGUUCAAGCUCAAGCGACUCAAAAAGAGGAGGUUUUGUUCCUUACCCAGAGGAUGAGCCUGAUGACAUCGUUCGUUAUGGAGAAGUCUUCAUCAUCAGGAGAGGCGUCAGUUCUAAAACAGACAAAGAAACACCGUUUCAUCACUGGGCUAUUGCGAUCAAAUUUGAAGCUUUUUGGGUUGUCAUUGAAGGUGACAACGAUGGACAUUUCUUGGUGCCAGGCUAUAACAAAUCAACGUCCACACCCAGCGGCACCCUGAUUAGUAUGAAAUCUGAGGAGGUUGGCCCAUACACAAAGGGUUCCCCGGAAUUGAUUUUGGUCAUCACGCAGUAUCUCAAAGCAGCUUCGACAGUGAAUCUGAGCUUUGUAAAAAUUUCGCCCAAGCAGUUGCACGCCUUGGCCGGAAGUAUUCCGAAAAAACCGUACGUCCUUGGGAUUAAUGAUUGCCAAACGUGGUUUCUGGACGCUCUGGACAAGUUGCAACACUUUGAAGUUGGCGACAAGGAAUUUCAUAACCGGGUCAAGGAUGUUGGAAGGUCAUUGGUAAAAGCGGCAACUGUGCCUGUGCUCAAAGCGGCUGGUACGUACACAAAUGCCGUUCACGAAGUAGCCCAGACCAUAGACAGAGUUUGCAACGGAGACGAAUUUGCUCCCAGCGCCAUCGUCGAUGGAGUCGGCAAGACGACCAAUUGCGUCAUCAACGGAGCGUCCGAGACCUUUGCUGGAGCUGUGAAUGGAGUGGCUGAUUUUGGUGUCAACUUAAUUGGUCUUGCUACCGGUGGAUGCGCUACGAACAGCGGUGCAAGAUCAAACGGCGAAACUCUGAACCGUGAGGUGGCUGCAGGCAGAAUGGGUCCAGUUGAGGCAACAGUGAAAUGCGUUGGAAAGGGCGCUGGACUGGUGGUCUAUGGAGCCGCCAACGUUACCAUAAAUGCCGUCGGAGGAGUGGCAAAGACUGCAACCACCUUGGUCAGCGGCGUGAGCACCACGUUCUCCGACACCGCCGAUUUGGUUGCAAAAGUCCACCGAGACUGCGAUAAUCCGGUCCUUGCAGCUCUGGCAACCCCAGGAGCUGCGGUGGUAGGAGUCUCGGUAGGUGUUGCGAAAACUGCAGGCAAUGUUGCAGUUGAGGUUGGAAACACUGUUGUAAGCAUCUUCGAUGGUAUUGCAAGUAUUUUCUAGAUUAAAUAAUUUUUCCUAAUGGUAAAAGUCUCAAACAAGCGAUGAUAAUGAAAGGAUUUUCUAUUUAUAUUUAAAAAUAAUGUAGGAUUUUCUAGUUAUUUAAAAUCAAUGUAAAAUUUUUGUAAAAACUUAUACUGUGGUAAAAUUUAGAAGAAUUAAAAGCAUUUGCAUGUAAGGAGCAAAUAAAGUUUCAUUUUUU
Molecule: messenger RNA, 1598 nt
Organism: Neocloeon triangulifer
Lineage: Eukaryota; Metazoa; Arthropoda; Insecta; Ephemeroptera; Baetidae
Exons: 3
Coding region: 209-1399 (396 amino acids)
Source: RefSeq, a predicted model, not a curated record